AUGAUUAAACCAACGUCAUCCCCUUGCGGAGAUAAAAGUGUUUCUUCUAUCACUACCCAUUAUUCGAUAGGUCAAUUAAUUAAUAUUGAAUGGGAAGUUAAUAAUGCUUGCGAAAAACAAUUUUACGUUGAUUUAUCGAUUAUCGGUAAAGAUUCCAACUUUAAAACCAUUGGAAUUCUUUUAAAUCGUGCGGAUAAUGUAGGGGAGAUUUCACAAGCAAAUAUAAAACUACCAGAAAACGUGGAGUGUGAUAAUUGCACCUUACGUCUAAGAUGUGCUGAAAAUUCGUCCUGUGCCAGCAUUCGUAUCUCUAAUAGAAGUCACAUAGAUACAAAAGGCUCAUACGCGCGUUCUGGAAACGUUAGAUAUGAUAAACGUAAUUACGACUUUCAACAUGGAAUGUCUAUGCGUAAUCCUAACUCUAAUAUUGGUGACGAAAUCGGAUUAUAUAAAAAAUAUGAGAAGCGCAAUCUUAACGGUGAAAUUGGAUUAUACAAGAAGCCCAAUACUGGAUCCAAUCCUAACAACAAGGAGAUUAAAUUAGAUGCUAGCAACCUUAGGUAUAAAAAGCGCAAUCCCGAUUCUGAUCUUGAUGGUGAGGUCGGAUUAGAUGCUGGCGAUCUCGAGCAUAAGAAGCGCAACCCUGGCAAUGAAGUCGGAUUAGGGGAUCAUGGCUCUGGGUACACGGGUCGUAAUUCUGGUUCUGAUAUUGACGAUAGGGCCGGAUUAGAUUAUAACGAACCUGGAUACACGAAUCGCAAUCCUGGUGGAAGUAGGGUCGGAUCAGGUGAUAGCAGUCCUGAGUCCACGAGUCGUAAUCCUGAUUAUGCUACUGGCAAUAGGGUUGGGUAUAAGAAGCGUAAUCUUGAUUCUGACCUUGAUGGUAGGGUUGGAUUAGAUAUUAGUAGUCUCGGGUAUAAAAGGCGCGAUCCUACCUCUGAUCUUGAUGAUGAGGUUGGAUUAGAAGAAAGUGGUCUCGGGUUCAAAAAGCGCAAUUUUGGUUCUAGCCUUGACAGCAGAAUCGGGUGGAAAAUUGGUAGACUUGGGUAUAAGAAGCGUAGUCCUACCUCUGAUCUUGGUGAUGAGAUUGGAUUAGAAGAAAUUGGUCUCGGGUUCAAAAAGCGCAAUUCUGAUUAUAGCCUUGACGGCGGAAUCGGGUGGAAAAUUGGUGGACUUGGGUAUAAGAAGCGUAGUCCUACCUCUGAUCUUGGCGAUGAGAUUGGAUUAGAAGAAAGUGGUCUCGGGUUCAAAAAGCGCAAUUCUGGUUCUAGCCUUGACAAUGGAAUCGGGCGGAAAAUAGGUAGACUUAGGUAUAAGAAGCGUGGUCCUACCUCUGAUGAGAUUGGAUUAGAAGAAAGUGGUCUCGGGUUCAAAAAGCGCAAUUCUGGUUCUAGACUUGACAGUGGAAUCGGGUGGAAAAUUGAUAGACUUGGGUAUAAGAAGCAUAGCCCUACCUCUGAUCUUGGAGAUGAGAUUGGAUUAGAAGAAAGUGGUCUUGGGUUCAAAAAGCGCAAUUCUGGUUCUAGCCUUGACAGCGGAAUCGGGUGGAAAAUUGGUGGACUUGGGUAUAAGAAGCGUAGUCCUACCUCUGAUCUUGGUGAUGAGAUUGGAUUAGAAGAAAGUGGUCUCGGGUUCAAAAAGCGCAAUUCUGAUUCUAGCCUUGACAGCGGAAUCGGGUGGGAAAUUUAUGGACUUGGGUAUAAGAAGCGUAGUCCUAAUUCAAGAUUUGAUUAUGGACUCGAAUCAUAA
Molecule: messenger RNA, 1749 nt
Organism: Acaulospora morrowiae
Lineage: Eukaryota; Fungi; Glomeromycota; Glomeromycetes; Diversisporales; Acaulosporaceae
Source: the annotation of a GenBank genome assembly